Branchiostoma floridae (Florida lancelet) is the source of this 1415-nucleotide messenger RNA. RefSeq names its product ubiquitin-like modifier-activating enzyme 5. The transcript has 12 exons. The coding region runs from base 135 to 1352 and encodes 405 amino acids. Gene Ontology annotation, biological process: protein ufmylation. NCBI's taxonomy places the organism in Eukaryota, Metazoa, Chordata, Leptocardii, Amphioxiformes, Branchiostomatidae. The record is from RefSeq and is a predicted model, not a curated record. Gene Ontology annotation, cellular component: cytosol; cytoplasm. Gene Ontology annotation, molecular function: UFM1 activating enzyme activity.
UUCCGUCUCGCUGUGCACCUUGGGAAACCGGAAGUAAACGUGGACAUCAUCGCUGGAAAAUUCGUCUGUUAGCAACGCACGUUUCAGCGUUAUUACAGUCUUUAUAGGGCAUCUAAGUUAUUUCUGAGCACAUAAUGGCUACUGUAGAGGAACUGCAGACCAGAGUCAAACAACUGGAAGAAGAACUGGAACGAGAGAGGACUCGAAAUCGCGGAGGAACUGAUGGGGGAGGGGGGCGGAAGAAGAUUGACCAAAUGAGCUCGGAGGUUGUGGAUUCUAACCCUUACAGCCGGCUCAUGGCUCUGAAGAGAAUGGGGAUAGUUGACAACUAUGAGAGAAUUCGUGAUUUCACAGUAGCGAUUGUCGGUGUAGGUGGAGUUGGGAGUGUCACUGCAGAGAUGUUAACAAGAUGUGGGAUCGGAAAGUUGUUGCUGUUUGACUAUGACAAGGUAGAACUGGCCAACAUGAACCGACUCUUCUUCCAACCACACCAGGCAGGACUCAGUAAGGUCCAGGCAGCUGAGAUUACUCUCAGAGACAUCAAUCCAGAUGUUGAGUUUGAAACACACAACUACAACAUCACAACUGUAGACAACUUUCAGCACUUUAUGGACAGAAUAAGCCAUGGCCAUUUGAAAGGCGACCGGCCGGUGGACCUAGUUCUCAGCUGUGUGGACAACUUUGAAGCUAGAAUGGCCAUCAACACGGCAUGUAAUGAACAAGGCCAGGUGUGGAUAGAGUCAGGUGUGAGUGAAAAUGCAGUGUCAGGCCACAUACAGGUGAUCAAGCCUGGAGAGACUGCAUGUUUUGCUUGUGCACCACCAUUGGUGGUUGCAUCAGGAAUUGAUGAGAAGACCCUGAAGAGAGAGGGAGUGUGUGCAGCCAGCCUCCCAACCACCAUGGGCAUUGUGGCAGGAUUCCUCGUGCAGAACACUCUCAAAUACCUGCUGGAGUUUGGCAGUGUCACCUACUACCUUGGCUACAAUGCCAUGCAGGACUUCUUCCCUUCCAUGGCCAUGAAGCCCAACCCAAACUGUGAUGACUCAUUCUGUACAAAACUGCAGACGGAAUAUCAGGAAAAGCUGUUAGCUCAACCUAAAGAAGAAGCUAAAGAGGAGACUGUAGAAGAAGUGGUACAUGAUGCUAACGACUGGGGUAUUGAGCUGGUAGCAGAAACAACAGAAGAAGAACUGAAAGCAGCAUCACAUGGACAUGUACCAGAGUUGGUGGAAGGGGUACAUGUAGCGUAUGUCAGACCAAUGACACAAGAGGAUGAGGAGGGGGCUGCAGGUCUCACAGUGGAUGAUCAGGAAAGUCUGGAGGAUCUCAUGGCAAAGAUGAAGAGUAUAUAGCAAUGCAUUCUGGGAGGAAGCAAGGCAUUGUGGGUAGAAAAAAGUUGAACAAUUUAAAGUAAC